Molecule: messenger RNA, 582 nt
Organism: Lactuca virosa
Lineage: Eukaryota; Viridiplantae; Streptophyta; Magnoliopsida; Asterales; Asteraceae
Source: the annotation of a GenBank genome assembly
AUGAUCGAGUUAUGGAGGAUGGAUGGAGAUGGAGAUUGGACGAAGGUGUUAACUUAUGGCCCGAUGUCAUUUUUUCUUUGGAGUCACUCGCUACUGCACUUGAUGAGAAAUGGAAAUUGGCUCAUUCAAAACGAAGUUGAUGUUUACGUAUUAGAUAUGAAGAAGCAUACCAAAGAAAUGGUGUUUACAUGUAACCCAAUCUAUACCCAACAUAAGUCUAAAGAGGCAUACCACAGAAUGGGUUCCAAAAAUAUAACUCCAAGAGGGAAAUACAUCGAGACUACUGUGUCACCCAAUAAAUAUUCUCUAUACGUAUGUACAUCUCCAUCAUACUCUUUAAACGAGGCAUAUGAAAAAGUCAUGAUUGAGAAGUAUGGGAACGAUGUCACUCAACAUCCGGAGGAAACUGUUGAGUUAGGAAGAUCCUCAGAUCUUAAGUUCGCGAUAACAGGAACACCCUCUAGGGGUCGUGGCAUGUCCUCCGUUGAGUACAAAGAGUCACAAGAACAGGUAAUGGAAAAUGCAGAUUUGAUCGCAAAUUGUGAGGUUUUUAAGUGGAUUGUGAUUGUAGAGAUGUUGUGA